Molecule: messenger RNA, 1441 nt
Organism: Clunio marinus
Lineage: Eukaryota; Metazoa; Arthropoda; Insecta; Diptera; Chironomidae
Source: the annotation of a GenBank genome assembly
AUGGAAGAAUUGAAAUUAAAUGUUAUAAAUUCAAUAGAAAAGCUUUUGAUGUCCAACAAACAUAUUAAUUUUUUCACUACUGCCUUAAAUCAAGGAAAAUCAAAGAAUGAAGACGCUUGGAAAAAAAGGUCCAGCCUAAAAAAAAAUUUACAGAGAAAUUCAACAAGAACAGAUAAAAAGGUUGUUUAAAGUUAAAGCAACACAUUUUCGAGAAAAUAUUUUAAAGGUGGAAACCGAAAUGAAAGAAAUUUAUACUUAAGUACAUUUAUACAAGUCGUCGUUUAAUUUAUGUGAUUGUGAACAUUGCGGGUUACACAACAAAUGCACAAUUCUAUGAACAUAUCAUGUCUUUAUGGAAUGGAGUCAAUUGAAUUCAAAGGUGAUGCAAUUGUUCGAGCCACACUUAUAAUAUUUGUAUGUUCAUGACACAUGGCAGUGAAGAGAAGGAUGUUUGCCAUGAAAAAUCUCAUGAAACUGCAAAUGAAUAUAUUCGUGAACAGGUUUUUGGCAUUCAACAUGAAUUGGAAGAGAUUUCAGAACAAGAGGAAUGCAUUAAACGUCAUUCGUCUUUGUCAGUCAUCUUUGCGAGAAGUUUUCCGAUCAUAUUUCCUGACAUCUCGCUUCCAUCGUCGUCAUGCAAUUAAAUUCCAUCGUGUUCUCGCUGAAGGCAAAUAUGACAUGGAAAAUUUUCAGAACACGUGGAACGAUGGGAAACGUGACAUAAUUGAUGAAACUAUUAAGAAAUUGGAUUCAUCAAACAAGAUGAAUUUGAUGAAUUAAUUGAUAUCUUUGAUUCUCAAUUGACCAACCAACGCCAGGACGGCAAUAGCGGUGGUGGAGGUAAUAGACGUCCACAUCGUCGUCGUAACAAACAUGGACGGAGCGUUAACAAAUAAAAUCUGGUCAACGCAACGUAGCAGUUCACAUCGAAAGCGUUUGACUGAUAAGCGUUUGAAUAACAUAACAACAACAAUAUAACCAGCCAUAGCAGUUGUAUUGAUUCGAAAACUGGUGCCAUUCGUGAAAAUAUGAACAGUUGAUGAUUAUCAGAAUACAAUUAUUUGAUGCAAUACGCUAUUGAUAACAAAGAGUACAUCUCAUCAAACAUUCUCGAGAAAUCGAAUUAUUUUUGAUUUCUUAUAUUGACAGUUCAAGUUAUGUUGAGAUUUUUAUCACAACUUCUAUUAAAAAAAAUUUCUAUUUCAUGAUUGAAUUGUGAAUUUUUCUGUCACAAAUCUGUUGAUAAGAAAUGUUCAGUGGUUUUUUAAUUUCUCCACAGACUUGUAGUUUCUCUUGCAGUUUUGCGAUGUGAAAUAUUUGUAUAUUCAUAAAAUUAAAAUUUCUGUACGAAAACAAUAAGGCAAGGAAUUUAGUGAAAUCAAAUUAAACUAAACAAAAUAAAAAGAGCUAAAAAUCUGAUCUUCCCUUUAAAUUUUUCCUC